AUGUCUGACGAUUGGGAUAUCGAUGACGAACCCGUCAACUCUGGGUCUUCCACACCUGCUCCCACUGCUCUCCCACCAAAAGUUGCCGCCAAAAAAUGGCAAGGUGAAGACGAAGAGGAUGACCAAGAUGACUGGGAUGUUUCAGAGGACGAAAAACCCAAAGCUGCCACUACGAGUGCCCCUGCUCCCGCCAAGAAGAAGAUGUCCUUGAAGCAAAAAUUAGCUGAGAAGGAAAGGUUGGCGGCCGAAGCUAGAGAACGAGGUGAUCACGGAGAUGAAAUCAUCGAUACUAUGACAGAACAAGAUAGACGGCGACUUGCUAGAGAAAGAGAACAAGAAGCUGAUUUGGCUGUGGCGGCCGAUCUUUUGGGUGCAUCCACUCUUGAUGAAACUCCUGCUAAAACACUCACGUCUAUCCUCUCGACUAAACCCACAACCAAAAACGAUUUUGCUGAUCUAUCCAAAGACAUAUUUACCGCUUUAAUCAAACAACAUGAGUCCAAUCCACUCUACGCUACUUUUGUGGAAGAAUUGUCUAAAACCAUGUGUGAAACAUUAACUGCCGUUCAAACGAGAAAAGUAUCAUCGUCCUUGAGUGUUUUGGGUAAUACCAAACAACAGGAAGAAAGGGAUAAAGCCAGUGGUAAGAAGAAGGUAUCUGCUAAACCCAAACUUGGUGCGGCCAAAGUAGCAAGCAAGAUCGAUACAGAAGCUUAUGACGAUGUUCUCGACGAUGACGAUUUCAUGUAA
Molecule: messenger RNA, 750 nt
Organism: Kwoniella shivajii
Lineage: Eukaryota; Fungi; Basidiomycota; Tremellomycetes; Tremellales; Cryptococcaceae
Exons: 6
Coding region: 1-750 (249 amino acids)
Cellular component (GO): eukaryotic translation initiation factor 3 complex; cytoplasm
Molecular function (GO): translation initiation factor activity
Source: RefSeq, a predicted model, not a curated record